This is a messenger RNA of Photinus pyralis (common eastern firefly), 1097 nucleotides long. RefSeq names its product mediator of RNA polymerase II transcription subunit 30 (gene MED30). Gene Ontology annotation, cellular component: mediator complex. The record is from RefSeq and is a predicted model, not a curated record. Gene Ontology annotation, biological process: positive regulation of DNA-templated transcription. The transcript is spliced from 4 exons. Lineage: Eukaryota; Metazoa; Arthropoda; Insecta; Coleoptera; Lampyridae. The coding region runs from base 69 to 986 and encodes 305 amino acids. Gene Ontology annotation, molecular function: transcription coregulator activity.
AAACAAGACUUUAUAAGUGAGGUUUGAGGUUAAUUUCGUUGGUUGUUGUGUACAUGGAAUGAAUUAAAAUGUCCGGCUCCGCACAUCAUUUUCUACCAGGACUCGCAAAUGUUCAGCCGAGUGGUAUGCGAUCGCAAUUUGUCGGAGGACCAAUGCAAAAUCAAAUGAGCGCUGCAAUGCAAAAUCCUUUAAAUAACCAGUUAGCAAAUCAGCAGUUACCGGUCCAAUUAUCGAAUCAAAUGAAUACACAGUUAAGCAAUCAAAUGGUAUCGCAAAUGUCGAAUUCUAUGAAUAACCAAAUGGGUAAUUCAAUGAGUGGUGGGCAAAUGUUAGGAGCCAUGGGACAAAUCAAUCAACAGUAUAAUAUGGGAAAUACAAAUCCUUUAAGUCAGGCACCAAAUAUGCAGAUGCAACAGACUGCUAUAGGUUUGCAACAUCACACAAUGCAACAGCAAGUGUUACAGACAACACCAAAUGUUGCACCUACACCUCCGUUACAACAACAUACACAGCAGUCGAAAGAAUUCAAUACUGCUUCACUAUGUAGGCUAGGCCAAGAAACUGUGCAAGAUAUUGUUAGUAGGACACAAGAAGUGUUCCAAACUUUAAAAACUAUUCAGCCUCCAAAUGGAACACCACAGGGAAGCGUUACAUGCAAUGAAAAGAAAGCGAAAGUUCAAGAACUCCUAAGGAGUAUUCGUGUACUAUUUAAACGCCUUCGGCUCAUAUACGAACGUUGCAAUGAGAAUUGCCAGUUGCAAGGCAUGGAAUACACCCACGUCGAAAGCUUAAUACCCUUUAAAGACCAAAGUGAUCUGAAGCACGACGAGAAGAAGAAUUCUGAAGCAUAUCGAUUGGCUUGCGAGGAAAGCAAGGAAGUGAUGGAACAGGUGGUGUUGAAAAACAGGCAGCUAAAAGAAGUAAUUGAUCAUUUAAGACGAAUUAUUUGGGAAAUAAAUACAAUGUUAACUAUGAGAAGGUCGUAAUGUUACUUUAUUUGUUUUGUAGGACUGUUAAUGUAAUUUUUAUUGUACAGCGGUAGAACAGGACCUUAUAUUUAUUGAUUUGUAACUACAGUAAAAGUUCUUUUUACAAUA